UAGCUACACUAAGCCAAGCAAUAAACCUACGCGUCAAUUCCAUCAGAUCACCAAGAAGAUAUCCAUUAUAUCCUUGUUGAGAGUUCAGCUCUUCCUUCAAACCCCAUACUUCCGGAUCUUGGGCACAUCUGGCGAGUCGUAACAUCACGAUGCUAUAUGCAAUGUGCAUCGUGGUUCUCAGGGAGAAGACUGAUUGGAGAGAGGAAAGAGCCCAUCACAAAAAUGUUACGGAUCUGAAGAUGACCGCUGAGGCUGGUUGCAAGAUUUGCAUGAAAGUCGAGGAAGAGCUCAGGGACGAUUUCCACAACAAGAGAAUCGACGACAAUCAAUUUCACACCUCCUCUCAGCCUCUUUUCAACCUUAAAUUGUCCUACUCCUCACUUUACAUCUCCUACAAGCCUGCCUUGAAAGACGUCUUUUUCGAACUAGCCUUUGAAUGGGUCUUGAGAAAGCAUCCCUUCAAUUCCCUUGAAGUUUUUGAACAAGCGCAAAAUGCCAUUGCAGCAAAGAAGCCUUUUCAGGCAUUCAAAGACAUUGACGGCGCCUGCAUUUCACCGAGUACCGGUGGUCCAACGGCCAUGAAAAUGGCAUGGCAAUGGCCUAAUACCUAUCUCAAGGAACAUUACAACUGCCCGCAUCCCACCUUCAACCGGCGUCCCAAACGACUCAUCGAUACGUAUAAAAGGACGCUAUCGCUAGUUGAAUCUUAGGAACAUUCACAUCAGGAACCUUAUACCGCCUUGAGCCACUGCUGGGACGUGGGAAACCUUUCACUCUAACAACCAAUAACAUAUCUUAAGUCCUAAAAGAAGGAUUGCGCGAUAAAGAGCUUCCAAAGUCCUUUAGAGAUGCUAUAGACACAUGUGUCGAAUUAUAUAUUAAAUAUCUAUAGAUCGACAGCCUUUGCAUUAUUUAAGAUGAUGAAGAUGACUAGGGCGAACACGCGAGAACCAUAGCCAAUAUAUACGAGAACUAUAUUCUAAACAUCUCUAUUAACCGAGCUUCGGAUCCUGACUAGGGAGCGUUUAUUUAAAGAAACGUUAGAGACUUACAACUAUAUAUAGCUCUAAUUAACACUUAAGAAAAUACCGGC
This is a messenger RNA of Aplosporella prunicola CBS 121167, 1093 nucleotides long. RefSeq lists its product as uncharacterized. Bases 150 to 710 code for a protein of 186 amino acids. The transcript has a single exon. NCBI's taxonomy places the organism in Eukaryota, Fungi, Ascomycota, Dothideomycetes, Botryosphaeriales, Aplosporellaceae. The record is from RefSeq and is a predicted model, not a curated record.